Durusdinium trenchii is the source of this 2269-nucleotide messenger RNA. NCBI's taxonomy places the organism in Eukaryota, Dinophyceae, Suessiales, Symbiodiniaceae. The record is from the annotation of a GenBank genome assembly.
AUGGCUGAACUUUUCGACUUCGAGCUUUUGGACUCUGCGGAGGAUUUUGUGAUCCUGGGAGAGGAUCCCAUGGAGCAGGAGGUGGCAGCCGCUGAGACUGCCCAGAUUGCAGCUGAUCAAGAUGAGACGGCCAUUUUGGCCGACUACGUGAUCCCCGCGGACAAGACCCCCGCUGGAGCGGGACUUGGAGGCGAUGGUGAGCCCCCUGCGGAGGCCUCUGCUGGGCUUGCGAGCCCUACCUCGGCUCCUCCUCCUACGGCAUCUUCCGUGGUGGCUGAGGAUCCAACGGCGGUGCCAAGCAGCCCCAAACGCCCCCCGGAUCAGGCGGACGACGCGGGAGUCCCGGCAGGUGCCCCUGGCCCUGAUACUGGGAUUCCGGCUUUGUCGCUGCUGGGCAAGCAGCUGCCGCCGGUGCCUUCCUCGACUUUGCGGACGAGCCUGGACACUGAGGUACCGAUGGAGCAGCGCUUGCAGGAUCCUGUGACCUACUCCUUCGCCCAGGACGGGAACAUCCUUCUGACCAAUGUCAUGGCUGGCCUUCCCUGCCUCCCGAAGAAACUGGCGCAGCCGCUGCGGAGCAUCCAGGUGGGGGAGAUCGUUGAGCUUUGCCUCAAGUUCGACGUUAACAAGCUCACCCCGCCGGCCUUUGCUCGCAUUGUUGAGGUCUAUGCCAUCGCCAAGGCCAAGCACUUGGCGCAGGAGAUUUGGGAGGCCAAGCACUUGCCCAAAGGGGCGCGCUCCAUGGAGAAGCUGACGACCCUCCCGGAGGUGGAGGACAAGCUGCCCUACAUGUGCGCCAGCUGCUUCACGAGCUGGAUCUUGCCGGCCGCCAAGAAGUGCCUCCACUGUGGCUCUACGGAGGGGAAGGUUCCGACGGCUCUGCCCUCAGCCUCGGUGACGGUGGAUGGCGUCACUUGGACCAUGACCUUUGAUGCGGACAAGCAGCUCCGCUGGCAGUCAGAUGCCCCCGAUUUGGGGGACAGGCCCUGGAGAGUGGUCUCUUCGAGCCGGAGCGGGGGGGUGAUGGCGGUGGACCAGUUCCAGGACGUGAAGGAGGCCUACCUGCGCACCAGGGAGCUCAUCAAGCAGGGUGCCUCAGGCCCUGAUAUGGGGGGUUUGGGCUACCACAAGGGCGAGGUCCGUGCAUAUGGUGGGCAAUGGACGACGGCGCCGGGCCCAAUGGUUGUCCCGGAAUGGGCCUCCAAGAAGGUCGACGCGGAGGCGGUCUGGGCCUUGGAGCGUCGCGCACACCCCUACAACCUGAACGUCCGCUGGGGCGACUUGGUGGAGUACACCUCGCAGGAGAUUGAGGGCCACAUUGCGCGCAAGAAGCGGCCGGCCAUUGAAUCGGUGGUGGGCCUCUUCUGGGCCCCUGGCGAUGAUGGAGCGGACUGGCGCUGGCGCCGGGACGUCUCCACAUGGACCCUGCCGGUUCUACUGGGGGUGCUGGGCUAUGAGUACACCCUGAAGGAGUUGUACAACAUCUGGCGCUUCCUUCCGCUCAUCGUCCAGCCCCAGGUGAGGGGCCAGCGCAGCGCGGAGAAGAACAACCAGCAUGCGGGCCCCCCCUUGAAGCCCACGAACCAGCAGGAGUGGAAGCUGCCCUACCGGGAGAUGGGUGCCUACUUGGCGGCCAGCAGCUUCACACACACGCCUCCCUCCAUCAUGGACCUACCGCCCGCUGCCGUCCGUGACAGCAAACAACACAUGAUUGAGCGGGCGGUCUGCGACCAGCGAAUCACGCUCCCCCUGGCGGCCUUGCGAGAAGUGGACGCAGUCUACGCGAAGCUCCUCCCGCAACUGACGGAGGAGCAAUGGUGGGUUGGCAAGGUGCCUCGGGCCCUGAUAUGGCGGGGGCACUGCCGGAUGAGUACCUUCCGGGGUCCGGGCAACUAUCCGCCUCUCACGGUGGAUGGUGUGGAGUCGAUUGCGGGCUCGGACUACAAGAAGAAGCAGUUCAAGGACAAGAACAGCCACGUCUUCUGGGGCCGCCUGGAGUGUGGCCUUAUCUUGAGCUCGGGGCGGCUAUGUGUGCAAGCAGUGCAAGGGCUUCUGGAAAUCCAAGCGGGGCUCCAGCCGCUUUGUGCAGAUCCAGGGCCGCCACAAGGGCAAGCGGGUGCUCCCCUCCGAGACGAGUGCUUGGACAUUGACCCCAACACGGUCAGUCGGCUUCGAUUCAGCCGGGUCAACGGCAUGGAGCACAUUUCGGACCUCCUCUGGGGCAUCAUCUUUUCGAACCCGGAGGCGGAUGGCAUGACCUGGCCGCGAA